This is a messenger RNA of Caenorhabditis elegans, 3732 nucleotides long. RefSeq names its product Xylosyltransferase sqv-6 (gene sqv-6). Bases 13 to 2433 code for a protein of 806 amino acids. Gene Ontology annotation, cellular component: Golgi membrane; membrane; endoplasmic reticulum membrane. The record is from RefSeq and is marked reviewed. Gene Ontology annotation, molecular function: glycosyltransferase activity; protein xylosyltransferase activity. The transcript has 7 exons. Lineage: Eukaryota; Metazoa; Nematoda; Chromadorea; Rhabditida; Rhabditidae. Gene Ontology annotation, biological process: proteoglycan biosynthetic process; heparan sulfate proteoglycan biosynthetic process.
GGCGUGCUCCUCAUGUUAUUCAACGGGACGACUAAAUAUCGAGAUUAUGCGAUUGUGAUAUCAUUAUUCUUCCUGCUAAACGUCUAUUUAUUGUACAAUACGGCUCAACACACGCAAGUCGGAAAUUCGAAGCAUAUUUCGUCGGAUAGCGGUGAAAAAACGUCGAAUCCUCUUCCAUCAUGCGAAAUCACAGAUGACCUGGCGAAAAGUGCAAUUUCCCGUGCAAUUACUCCAUCCUGCAAAGCAAAACUGCAGCUGGAAGCUUGUCAACUGAAAAAUGGGACUUUUACAAUAAAUUUUCCGGAAAAUCAAUGCCCGAACCACGAUAGCCGGCUUAUCGACCAACGAAUCGGCUGUUUUUUGGACAAAAAAGAGGCUCGAGUGCUCACAGAGUUCGAGUACAAACUUCCAAAGUCAAAUGGGAAAGCGACGUGUCGAAAGCACUGCUAUAAAGCUGGUUUUUUGUAUUUCGGACUUGAAUUCGGACACGAAUGCUUCUGUGGGAAUGAUGUAUCAAAUGCGACGGCGGUUGAUGACGUGGAAUGUCGGGCGUAUAAAUGUCCGGGAAAUGAGAACUCGGAGGAGUUCUGUGGUGGAUUCAAUGCAGUCGAGAUUUUUAGGACAGGAUUUAGAAGCAAAGUGAAUCACCGCAAGCCGACAUAUCUUCCACCUAGCAGCGAUUCUAUCAAAAAUCCCGUCAAAAUUCUCUUCCUUCUUCAAUUAAAUGGUAGAAAUGAGCGUCAAGUGAAACGAUUUCUCAAAUCAAUUUAUCUUCCACAUCAUUAUUACUAUAUCCACGUGGAUGCACGUCAGAAUUACAUGUUCUCAGAAAUGCAAAAAGUUGCUGAUUUUCUGGAUAAUAUUCAUAUAACCGAACGGAGAUUCAGCACAAUUUGGGGUGGAGCAUCACUUUUACAAAUGUUUCUGCAAGUGAUUAGGGAUUCGAUGAAAAUUGAGAAAUUCAAGGAUUGGGAUUAUAUUAUUAAUUUCUCGGAAAGUGAUUUCCCGAUUCUACCGAUUUCCGAUUUUGAGAGACUUAUCACUGUAAACAACGGAAAAUCAUUCCUGGCCUCACACGGCUACAACACUGGAAAAUUCAUUCAAAAACAAGGAUUCGAAUACGUGUUCUCCGAAUGCGAUAAUCGAAUGUUCCGUAUCGGAAAACGCGAAUUUCCACAAAAUCUACGAAUUGACGGCGGAUCCGAUUGGGUUGGAAUUCAUCGAAAUCUCGCCGAAUUUUCGAUUUCCGACGAGGAAUUGCCUCGAAAAUUGCGAAAAACGUAUGAAAGUAUACUUCUACCACUGGAAUCAUUCUAUCAUACUCUUGCGUUCAAUUCCGAAUUCUGUGAUGAUCUACUGAUGAGCAAUUUGCGGCUUACGAAUUGGUACAGGAAACAGGGAUGUCGGUGUGCUUCAUUGAAGCCUAUUGUUGAUUGGUGUGGAUGUUCGCCGCUGGUUUUUCGUGAAGAAACUAUGAAGAAAUUUGAGCUUCAAAAAGCCAUCUCCAAACCAACCUACUUUGCCCGAAAAUUCGAUAGUAUGGUAGAUAUCGAUUCAAUUGAAGCCGCCGAAAUGCAAUCAAUUUCACCUGAAAAACUUCAAUUAAAUCAUCCAACCUAUCAUUUCGCUUUUGCAAAUAUUUUCAAAACUGGAAUCGACGAGCAGAAGCUUCAUUUCGAAAGUUUGGCGAAUUUCGCGCUGAAAUCCACCGAAACUCGGGCAAAAUUCCGAAAAGUUUUGCGAAUCGAUGCUCUUCGAGCUCAUCAUAAUGCUCUCAUCGAGAUUGUCAUGAAAAUCGAAACGACGGACGGCGCGACGUUUGAAUUUUUGAUUCAUAGACUGUCCCAUGUGAAUUUGACGGAAAAUGAGGAGAAGCUUGUGGAGCACGGAUAUCUAUUGAGAGCUGUAUCGUUUGGAACAAAAUUUGAAUGGAAAGAGGAGCUUUGCAGGGAAUAUAUGGGAUUUGUCACUGAUAACGACACUCUUCACACCCGCUUGCAAUGGCAUCCGACAGAACAUGUGAAAAAAGUUGGAGACAAGACGAGUCCCGAAAUGAUAUUCAAAUAUCGAAAAGGCGAUGAGCUCAUUGAGCAAACUGUUGUAAAGCCGUACGAUUCAGUGUUUGGAGGACAAUUUGAUAGUUGGAAUGUUGGGAAAAAACUCUCCAACCUGACGACCUGUUCCAAUUUCUUCGUCGACAUCAUCUCCCCAUCGUCACCCGAUGAUGCUCCACCGCUCGCCACACUACAUUUUCCCGUUUACACUGAUCAAAACGCGCAUUGCCACGUGGAUUACCUACGCCAGUUCUUCAAAAUUGCCGAUUUUUGCACUUCCGGCGACGCUUGCAAGGAAAAGAUCUGGAGUACGAGCUAUCCCGAUCCGAAAUCAGAUAUUUUUGUCGGAUACGAUGAGGAUACGCAGACCUUGAUUUAGAACACAUUUUUUUGUUUGUAGAAAUUUCUGAUUUUUUUUCUUCAAAUUUUAAUUGUUUUAUAGUGCUCAACGAUUGGCUUUUGCAAUGUGUUAUUUUCAGCGAAAACCCCCUGAAAAAACAGUUUUUCUGGCAAAAAGCCGCAAAAAACGGUUUUUUUAAGCUUAAAACCCAAAAAAAAAAGGGGUUUUUUUUUUUGCUGAAAAACGCGAAAAAAUAGGCAAUUCUGCUAUUUUUCAACACAAAAAUGUCAAAUUUAUGGCCUUUUCUGUAAAUUUACUCCUUUUUGGGCAACAUUUCAGAAACAAAUUCUUUUUUUUUUUUUUUUUUUGGAAAAAUACGAUUAAAAUCCAGAAAUUCACGUGUUUUUUUCACGAAAAAUACGAAAAACCAAAAAUUCACCGUACCUACAUGUAGCAAAAGCCAAUUUAAAUAAAAACUGGAGCACCGGAAUCUGGGAAAUAUGUUUAAAUUUUUCCCCCGACUCCAAAUUUUCCCCUGAUUCCGAAAAUCUAUGCAAAAAAAAUGCAUUUAAAAAAUUCCCAGAUUUUAUAUUUCAACUUGAAAUCGAGAGUUUUCGCGUCAGAGACGCCAUAUGUUGAUUUACGAGAUUUGUGUGUAUUUACGAGGUUUUAAAUCUUUAUAGGAUGCUAAUUUCCAUUUUUUAAAACAAUUUUCCUUCGUUUUCGGGGGGGUUUUUUUUGUUGAAAAUGUUUAAUUUUUAAGGUCAAUUACACAUUUUAUUGUCAAAAAACUGGCGAAAUUCCUUUUUGACCUGAAAAAUUCAACAUUUUCAAAGAAAAAACCCCCCGAAAAUGAAGGAAACUCGUUGAAAAGCGGGAAUCAACAUCAGAUAAAGAUUAAACGUUUCGUAAAUAUACACAAAUAUCGUAAAUCGACACACAUGGCGUCUCUGGCGCGAAAAUUCUCGAUUUCAAGCUGAAAUAUAAAAUCAGGGAUUUUUUUUUGAAUUUUUUCACGUCGAUAUUCAAAAUCAGGGGAAAAUUUGGAGUAAUUUUUAAAAAUAUUUUCCAAAUUUCGGUACUCCACCAUUUUUAAUCACAUUUUCCUCGCGCCGCCAACCCGUGCCUUUAUUCUCCCCAGUUUCAUUUUCUCACCCUGCGUGUCUCCCUAAUAGUGUGAUGAUCAAAAUUUUACAGUUUUUUUUUUUGCAUAAUAAUUAUAUCUUCAGUUUAUGUUCCCAAUGGUUUUCCGGGUAUAUUGCAUUUUCCCCCAUGAAACUUGUUAUUUUUCCCGCAUUUUGUGAUAAUCUAGCCAUCCAGUGAUAAAAUUGUUUCAUU